AUGGCUGCGGCUAUCACAGCAUACGCUCGUAUCCAUAUGCACCAUUACAUAUCCAGAGAUGAUUGUCACUAUAUCGAUACCGACUCCUUUCUUCUUAAUGGCCUACUUCCAGAUUUAGACAUAUCUUCCAUGGAGUUAGUUAUUAAAUAUAAGGGGGUGGCUAAAUCCCUUGUAACUCCUAAGUGGUAUAAAAAACAAUACGAGAAUUUAAAUCGCACCACAGAGGCUGUUGUGAAAACCCUAUUCUAUGUUAAUUGGAAAACGCUAGACGUCGGUGAAAGGCCUAUUAAUGUCCACUUAGGAAGCCCUACUAAAAGCAAGAGGGAAGCAGUCUAUGAUAAUAAUAAUGCUUGGGUUGAUACAAAACCCUUCCAUGUGAUAGACUACGCAGGACAAGAGAUAAGAGUAUUAGAAUGGAAACUUCACUCUCUUCAAAAAGAGUAUGAGCUUUUAACAGCUACUAUAAACAAAUAUAAGGAUGGUAAGAGUCAAAACUCUGAUGGUAAGAGUCAAAACUCGGAUGGUAAGAGUCAAAACUCGGAUGACUCUAAUAAAUAUACUAUUCAAACAUCUUCAGAUCCUAUGAGAUCGAGUAUUCAAAACCUGGAGCCACGUCAGGCCCCUACUCUAUACAUCCAUCCCCCGAAGAAGUCAAAGAGGAAGAAAAAGUGGAAGAAAAAGAGGAAGAAGUAG
This is a messenger RNA of Solanum tuberosum (potato), 693 nucleotides long. Its product is annotated as DNA polymerase-like. Lineage: Eukaryota; Viridiplantae; Streptophyta; Magnoliopsida; Solanales; Solanaceae. The transcript has 2 exons. Bases 1 to 693 code for a protein of 230 amino acids. The record is from RefSeq and is a predicted model, not a curated record.